Molecule: messenger RNA, 1775 nt
Organism: Formica exsecta
Lineage: Eukaryota; Metazoa; Arthropoda; Insecta; Hymenoptera; Formicidae
Exons: 5
Coding region: 274-1569 (431 amino acids)
Source: RefSeq, a predicted model, not a curated record
GGGGACUCACAAAAAUCCGAGGAACACGUAGUGGGGGACGCACGGCUAUAUAAGGAGGGUUCCGAACCCCGAAGGGCCGCAGUCGCGCCCGAAAUUCCGUCCGUGGAAUCAACGUUCGUAGCCUUCAUGCCUCACCGGCACCAUUCACGAUCGAUUCGCUCGCAAAUUAUUAGGGUGUUUUUAUAAUUAAGAAAAAACGUUACGCGUAUAAAUAAUUAAUAUUGUGUGGUGAGAAAAGUGCGGGGGCAACGAGACUCUUUUUGAUUCUCCAAAAUGAGAACCGUGUACUCCCUGUUGGGACUGUUAUUUUGUAUGAGCGUGCCCUUGAUAGCAAGCUUAGAUCUCGGAGAGAUCAUCAAGACUGCACAGUGCCAAUCGUCGUGUCUACGAAAUUUCACCACCGACGACAAAUGCUGGAAUGUUGGGAGAGAUGAGAACACACAGUGUGAGAAGUGCUGGCAAACCUGCGAAUUCCUCGGUCCUUUUGACAACAAAUUGAGGCUUGAAUUCUGCAACAGGGGCGUUUUUUUUAAUUGCUCGAGUUGCGAAAUCGCCUGUACGUUUUAUCGAACAUAUGGGAUAGAGGAAAAUCAAUAUGAUCCGACCAAAUUACCGGCGCCCGAGGAAGACGAAAUUAUCCGCAUGAAUAAACACGACAUGGCCAUAACACUGCGCAAAAAUCUAUUAGGAAUAUGGGAAAUGGACAAACAUUAUACUGCGAAUCAGAAGAUUGAAAUGAAACCGGGCAACUGGAUUAUCAUCACCAACGAGAAUGGAGCGAUCAAACAUUAUAGUUGGGAAAAGUGGUGGCCUACAUUACAGUCUCUCAAGGAUGGUCCCUUGUUUCAAGCUAACAUUACGUGGAUGGACUGGCAGACACAACUGAAUAAACAACGCGAAGAAAUUAGCUUACCUGGGGAUAAAAUCUUCUUGGAACUUCGAAAUAAAAAAAAGAAAAGGAUCAGACCAUCUUUCGUCGUCACUUGGCAAGAAGAAACGGGAAACGGCAUUAUGGGCAACCAGGUAGCAGAUAGUGAAUCGGCGCAAAUUUCUUUGCCACCCGGCAGAUAUUCGAUCAGAGUAGCUACCAAUGACGGUCCCGGUAGCUAUUCGAUCGUUAUCGACACCGCCAAAUACAAAAUUAAAAAUGAAAUCCAUCUCUUCAUUUGUCGGGUUAUCAAGUGGGACAUUAUACUGAGUGUUCUAUUGUGGCUAUUAAUACUAUUACUGGUAUUACUUAUUAAAGCAAUUAUUUCGAAAAGACGAAAGAACAAAAACAAUAUAGAAAUGGCAUGUCCGACGGCAGCAGAGAUGAAGUCUAAUAAAUGGAAUAUGAUAUCAUGCUUCAAAUAUGAGCCGAAUCAGACAGAUAGUGAUAUCUUCGCAAGUAGUUAUAUCGAUUAUAUAAACGAACAAUCGUGGACGGAAAUGGAUAUAAACGCAAAUGCAGAUAUGCAAGAUGCGAAUGUGCAAAAUGUGAACGUAAACGUGCAAGAUGCGAAUGCGAACAUCCAAGAUGUGACCGCAAAUACGCAAAAUGCGACCACGAACGUGAUUCAGCAGACGUAGAGAAUUCUGCUAGAAAUUUUCUCGCCCAACUCGGCAAGGAUAGCUCAGGGAUUUUGCUUCCUCUUAUGAGAAAAUACUGUCUUCCGCUUCCGAUAGCAUAAAAAAUAUGGAAGAUAAAUAAACGAAUAUUUCCGUUUAUUAUGAAGACGGUCAAGUUUCAUCUCAACAUUCCUCUCUCUUCGCGUGUAUAUAUAUAUAUAUUACUU